This is a messenger RNA of Biomphalaria glabrata, 1536 nucleotides long. RefSeq lists its product as uncharacterized. NCBI's taxonomy places the organism in Eukaryota, Metazoa, Mollusca, Gastropoda, Planorbidae. The transcript is spliced from 12 exons. The record is from RefSeq and is a predicted model, not a curated record. Bases 16 to 816 code for a protein of 266 amino acids.
CUUAAGGAAGUAUAAAUGCUGCCAACUACUAAACAAAAGCACAAUGUUUCAGGCUGUUUAUCAAAACAAAGGUCAUGCCUAUUUAGCUACGUUGACAACGUGAUCUGGGUGGAAAGAAAUGUCAAUCAAACGGAUGCAGUUUGCCAACAACUCUCCGACUUUGCUCAGUGUUUGCUGAAUGAUUCGACGUGUACUAACCAGACGCAGGUUACCAGUAUAGUAACCAAUGAACAGAUGAUGAAAAAUAUCCAACCAACUUCUGCUUGCAUUAUUCCAAGUUUUAAAAAGAGCUACACUUUUGAAGAGUGUUAUAAGGCUGUCCUACAAUGCCAAACUAUUCCCCUAGGAUAUGAGAACAGCCCAGAAUUUUGCUCGAAAGUACAAGACACCGUGAGAUGUGUUGUCGGAUUAAACUGUGCCAAUGAUGCACUUUUGAGAGUAAGCAAUGUCUUGUAUAAUACAGCAGUCAAGAACAUUUCCAGCGCAUGUGCCUUGGACAAUCUUUACCCGUUGGGGAAGCCAGGCUUGACAGCCUGUCAAACUUCAAGACGAGACUGUACCAACACGUAUGUUGAUCAAGUACUGACCAGAGAAACAGACACAGACAAAUGCAAAGAUCUGAACAGCUAUAUCACCUGUCUGUCAAAGUCUUCCAGCUGCAACACAACAAGCGAGCUGAAACUACUUAGUGAAGAGGAAAUUCAAAGGGCAGAGGUCAAGGCUUGUUCACUGACCGCACUCAAUGGUGCACCAAGUAUGACUUGGAGUUGGCUAGUCAUCUCAAGUGUUCUUCUGUUUUUGUUCAAUUGGAACUAAUCGUUAACUUUAACCAAUGGAUACAAAAUGUUUCACCAUAUAACUUUGAGAUUCUAUUUUAAAUAAAAAUGUUUCAGCCUUGGAAGUGGAAACGACGUUACAAGUUUCUAUUGAAAAUGUUGUGUAGCCAUGAUUUGACAUGACAUCAUAUAUGUUUUCAUUUAGUAAAGACGAAACCGUAAGACAUUGAUUGUGUUCACGUAUAGCCAAGUAAUACAUUUAUAACAUAUCAGUAGUUCAUAUAUUACAAAUAUCUUUGUACAUUUAGCUUGCAUUUUUUAAAAGUUACGUUGACUUACUGAAACAAAUGCUUACAGUUGUGAGUAUAUAAAAUAAUGGAUGUUUCAAAAAAUUAGCGAACUAUACAAAUGUUUGUCUUAUGCUUUCAUUAUUUCUUGUCGCUAGUGUCUAGAUCACUUUGAUGUAAUCAGUAGAAAAAUGUUACUUUGUUCAAUGUUUACUUUACGAUAUAUACGAAUACAUUCCAUAUAUACAGCCUAGUGUGAUAGAGAAAGUGAGUGAAAGAGAGAGAGAGAGAGAGAAGGAGAGAGAGAGAGAGAUAAAGAAAGAGUCAGAGAGAAAGUGUUGAUAAGUUUCAUAAAUUUAAAUUAAUAAAUGUUUUGUCAGAAUGAUUUAUGUUGGAAGUUUCGUUUCUGUUGCAUUUCAAAAAAAAAAAAUUAAUAAAAGACAAAUGUUCAUAGUUUGAACAUUAAGUUUAAA